ACAAGCUUUUUCCUCGGUGGCUCUCUACUGUGCGCUCUCUCUCUCUUCUCUCUUCUCUCUCAGAGACACACGCACGCAUCAAAAUGAUAUCUUUGGCUGGUUGGCAAUCAUCAUCUGCGUAUAUGAAUUUGAGCUUUCGCAAGGAUUCGUUUGGCUCGCUGUCAUCGUUCUUCUCUGACCGUCUUCUCCCAACAAGUUUUAAUCGAGAUAGAAGGAGUAAUGAGAGCUAUCGAUUCUAUAAACUGAAAUGUGCACUUGCGAGGGUCAAAGAGUCUCCUUCCCCAAGCACUGAUACAUUGAUAAGAGAACCUCAUAAAUAUUUUGAUCAGGUCAGCAUCACAGUUCGUUCUGGAGAUGGAGGCCAUGGUGCCAUUCUUAGUAUGCCAAACCAGGGAGCUCCUUCUAAAUCCCAAGGAAAACUUGAAAAGGAAAAGAAGAGGAAGAAGACUUCAUAUAAAAGAGAUUUUGAUGGAUCACUUAUCCUUCCUAUUGGAGGACAUGGUGGGGAUGUUGUAAUCUACGCCGAUGAGGGCAAAGAUUCAUUGUUGGAAUUUCAUAUGAAAAGGCGACACAAUGCAAAGCGUGGGAGCAAUGUUGAUGCAAUGGGUGUUUUGACCUCUCAAUUGCAUGAUGGACUUGCUGCCUCAACAUUGCGUAUUUCAGUACCUGUAGGUACGGUUGUAAAACAUAAACGGGGGAAGUUUUUGGCUGAUCUAGCUCGCCCAGGUGAUGAAAUUCUUGUUGCAAGGGGUGGACAAGGAGGGAUUAGCUUGUUAGAAAUGCCAGAGCAUAGAAGGAAAAGAAUGAUGGCUUUAACCACCAAUGUGAUGAGGGAUGACAGUGAUAAGGUUUUAGUGCUUGGGCAGCCUGGCGAGGAGGUUAGUUUGCAGUUGAUACUAAGAGUAGUUGCUGAUGUUGGUCUUGUAGGACUCCCAAAUGCUGGAAAAUCAACUCUAUUGGCAGCCAUUACGCUGGCAAAGCCUGAGAUUGCUGAUUAUCCAUUCACAACCUUAAUGCCAAACCUUGGACGUCUUGAUGGUGAUCCUAUGUUGGGGGCAGGGAAAUAUUCAUCUGAAGCAACAUUGGCAGAUUUGCCUGGUCUUAUUGAAGGUGCUCAUCUGGGGAAGGGUCUUGGUCGAAAUUUCUUGAGGCACCUGAGGAGAACUCGGUUAUUGGUCCAUGUUGUUGAUGCAGCUGCUGAGGAUCCUGUGAAUGACUACAGAACUGUAAAAGAAGAAUUGCGCAUGUACAAUCCUGAUUAUCUUGAACGGCCAUAUAUCGUGGUGCUCAAUAAGAUAGAUAUUCCUGAGGCAAUGCUUAGGCUUCCAUCUUUGACUCAAGAAAUAUGGAGAAUCGGAUGCGAUAAGAUACCUUCUAAGUCUGAGACAAGCUCUGUAACUGCAGUUCAAUCGUCGUCCAGUUACAGGGAAAAUGCAAAUGAUCUUUCUUCUGGGAUCCCUGAUAAGGAUCAGAAGGUUAAAGAAAUCGAGGAGUAUCCACGCCCUCUAGCUGUUGCGGGUGUUAGUGUCUUGAAAGGAAUUAGGGUCAGUGAAAUAUUGGAGGAGAUAAGGGCUGCCUUGCGUAAGCAAUUAAAGUAUCCUUGGAACCAUAAGAACUUUGAUAAUUGUGACUCUGCAUAUCACCCGAUCGCGAAUGGUUAACUUGAGACGUUGGGCCUUUAGGUUGGCCAACUUGUUCUCCCAAGCAGCAGGACAUUUACUAAUUAACAACUCCCCUGCCACCCCGUGCUGGAAAUGGGUACACCGUGUACAAUUCUUGUGUUGUGGCGGCUCCUUGCCAAGUUCUCAUUUCUAUGAUCUUGGAUUUGUCUAUAGAAUGGAUACGGUUGCUCUAGUUGUAGAUUGCUUUUGUUUGAUAUAAUUUAGAUGUUGUAAAUUCCAACCCCUAAGCUAAUACUUUCUAUGCCUGUUUUCAUAUGUGCCAAUUCUGUGUUAUAUGAUUGACGUGAGUGCACUUCCACAUUUUGAGUGGGCUGGAAGUGCCAUAACCUGUCGUAUGAUACAAAGAGAGGAGACAGUUAAUGUCAAUCUUG
This is a messenger RNA of Ilex paraguariensis (yerba mate), 2053 nucleotides long. Lineage: Eukaryota; Viridiplantae; Streptophyta; Magnoliopsida; Aquifoliales; Aquifoliaceae. The record is from the annotation of a GenBank genome assembly.